Messenger RNA from Paramecium sonneborni, 1865 nucleotides. NCBI's taxonomy places the organism in Eukaryota, Ciliophora, Oligohymenophorea, Peniculida, Parameciidae. The record is from the annotation of a GenBank genome assembly.
AUGAAAUAUUUAAUCCUAUUCUAUUUAACUAUUUGUUUUGCUUAUCCAAAUGUGUUGGAUAUAAUAUUACCAUCUUAAAGGAAGUUAUUAGAAAGAUUAAGAGAGAAACACAGUGAUCGCAAACUUGAGGAUGUUUAAAGUUCAUGGGAACCUUUAAGAUUACACUUUGAAUUCUUGGAAUCUCCACCUUAAGAUGUCUUAGAUUAAAUUAAUACAGUAUUAAAUAUAGCGAAAACAUUUUUUGGAAGACAUUUAUUAGUAAAACGAUAGAAAGGAAAUUUGUAAUGGAAAUCUAGUUAUGAAACAGAUUGGUCACUAUUUGAAGUGCCAGUUUCAUUAUAAAAGAGUUAUGAUGCUGAUUUGGUAUUUUUCAUAGGAUAAGAGAUUAAUAAAGAUGUAGACUAUAUAGCAAGAGCAGCACCUAUGAUUUUUGAUGAAAAUACAGGAAGACCAAUAUUUGGAUUGAUGCAACUUAAUAAUUAUCAUAUGAAAGAGUAUUAGGUAUGAAUAGAAUAAAAUAUAAUAAGGGUACAGAUGCUAAAUUUGAAGCAGCUGUCUAAAUAGUUUUACAUGAAUCAAUUCAUGGUCUUGGAUUCACAGAUAAUUUAUAUGGAAACUAUUAUAAUAGUACAUCUAAUGAGAAAUACAAUUUUACAGUUUAUUAAAGAGUGAAUUAGCAAAUAGAUUUGCCAACACCAAGAUUAACUUAAUUAGUAGAGAAUCAUUUUUGUUGUUCUAAUAUAUUGGGAGGAACAGUAAGAAAAUUGAGUAUAAAUUUUAGAUGGAAGAUUAAAAUGGAGGUGGUACAGCUGGAUCACAUUUUGAGAGAUCAAUAUUUUAUAAUGAUAUAAUGACAGGUGCAAUAAUGACUGGUAAUUCAUUAUUUACAGAAUUUACAUUUGCAAUUUUAGAAGAUACAGGGUAUAUUAUAAAAAAUAAGAGUAUAGAUUUUAUAGAGUAACAAAACAUACUGCAGAUAUUUAAUUAUGGGGAAAGGAUAAAGGAUGUGAUUUUUAUAAAUUGUAAUGUUAUUCUGAAACAGAAUAUAAAGAAUUUUGUAGGAAUCCUUAUGAUGAUGAUGAUCCUAAUGAUGAUCCCUUAGAUCAUUUAUCUUGUUCAUUUUAAAAUACAGGAAUAGGAAUUUGCUUAAAUGAUGGUCUUGUAGAAUGUCCUUAUAAUUAUGUAAUGGCUGAUUUCGAUUGUAGAGAUGCAAAUAAUUAUAAUACAACUUUAUUUUCAGGAACAAAUUUCUACUUUGGAUAUGAUAGUAUGUGUAUUGAAGGAAGUUUAACAAAAAAAGGAAUAGCUAAUAGAUUGGGUUACAGUUGUUUCAAAUAUGCUUGUGAUGAAGAUUAAAAUUUAAAAAUAAUUAUUGAUGGAGUUUAGUAUGAUUGCAGUGAUGGAGGAUCAUCUCCAAGUUUUAACACUUAACAAUAUUAAGGUGGAUUUAUUUGUCCAGAAAAUCCAGAAGAACUUUGUGAAUCAGCAAGUGAAUGUCCCAACUAAUGUAAUAAAAAAGGAUAUUGUUUAGGAGGAUCAGUAUAUUAUAUUAUAUCUAUUUUAUUAGUGUACUUGUAUUGCAGGUUAUGCAGGAAGAGCAUGUGAAAAAUCUUGUACUACAUAUAGAAAUGGUGUUGAAUGUGUUAAUUCUUGUCCAACUAAUACUUUUCCUGAUUAAUUUACUAUGUAUUGUAUUGGUUGUCCUGCAAAUUGUGCUACUUGUUCUGCUAAAGAUGUAUGCACAGAAUGUGAAGAUACAUUUCUAUUAAAUGCAGGAUUCUGUGAACCAUUACCAACAUAUUCAUUAAUAUUUACAACCACUAUUAUCGCGUUGUUUUUCACCUUAUGAUUUAAGUCAAAUAUGC